This is a messenger RNA of Stegodyphus dumicola, 774 nucleotides long. Its product is annotated as fatty acid hydroxylase domain-containing protein 2. Gene Ontology annotation, molecular function: iron ion binding; oxidoreductase activity. Gene Ontology annotation, biological process: lipid biosynthetic process. The record is from RefSeq and is a predicted model, not a curated record. NCBI's taxonomy places the organism in Eukaryota, Metazoa, Arthropoda, Arachnida, Araneae, Eresidae.
AUGGACAAAACCUUCUUUAAGGGAUCAGAUCGGAACCAUUCUCUCACUGAAGUGAAUCAGUUCUUUUUAACGAUUCACCACUCACUAGCAGUGAUGUUGAUGAAUUUGUUUGGAACAGGCAUGGAUCAAGAGUGUUGUGCAAAGAUGGAAGAAAAGCAGAAAGAAUUGAACAAGGAGUUAUUAUAUAUCUAUCAUCAUCAGUUAAAUGGUUCGUCAUGUUUUAAGUGUUCUGAAUUGCUUGAUAUGGUCUCCCUUAACCAAGUUUUGAGAGUUGUUCAUCAGGUGCUAAUUAACCAAAUCCUGAUAGGAAUUCCCUUUGGUAUAUUUGCAUACUAUCUAAUGGUAUGGAGAGGAUAUAAUUCUGAAAAAACCUUGCCUACAUUUCAGUGGGUAUUAUUUGAGCUUAUAUUUUGUGUGCUGAUGGAAGAAGCUGGCUUUUACUAUUCUCACAGACUUUUACAUCAUCCUCGAAUUUACAAGUAUAUUCACAAGCGUCACCAUGAAUGGACUUCUCCUAUUGCUAUUACAGCUAUUUAUUGUCAUCCUGUAGAGCAUAUUUUUUCCAAUUUAGUGCCACCAUUACUUGGGCCAUUGGUAUUAGGUAGCCACACUGCUACCUCAUGGUUAUGGUUUGCUAUUGCUAUCUUGUCAACCUUAAAUGCACAUUCUGGCUUCCACUUUCCUUUCUUCCCAUCUCCAGAAGCUCAUGAUUUUCAUCAUUUAAAUUUGGGAAAGAAAGGAGCAUCAUCUAGCAGUGGUGAAAGGGGUGCAUGA